AUCACCAUGUACGCGGUGGGCGUUGGUAAAGCGGUGGAAGACGAGCUGCGUGAAAUCGCGUCUGAACCGACGGAGAAACAUUUCUACUACACGACCGAUUUCUCCGCCAUCAGCACCAUCGCAGAGAACCUCAAACUCAACAUCUGCCCAGCGGAGAGUCAGGGGGAGAUCGAGGUGAAGGACCCCUGUGCCUGUGAGAGUCUGGUGGAGUUCCAGCAGGCGACCAUGAGCAGCCUGGAGCAGCUCACUCAGAAACAUAUCCUUUAA
Molecule: messenger RNA, 267 nt
Organism: Notothenia coriiceps (black rockcod)
Lineage: Eukaryota; Metazoa; Chordata; Actinopteri; Perciformes; Nototheniidae
Product: matrilin-4-like
Exons: 2
Coding region: 7-267 (86 amino acids)
Source: RefSeq, a predicted model, not a curated record